Chilo suppressalis (striped riceborer) is the source of this 7288-nucleotide messenger RNA. The record is from the annotation of a GenBank genome assembly. NCBI's taxonomy places the organism in Eukaryota, Metazoa, Arthropoda, Insecta, Lepidoptera, Crambidae.
UCAUUCAGUCCACAGUCAUGGCGGAUUUACAGCGCUGUAAGGACGUGCUGGAUAUUUUGGGUGACGGGCAUCCCGAUUCGAAAGAACAUGUUUAUUUGGAAGAAACAUUCUAUAUCUUAUCAAAAAAGAACUCAGUGUUUCGUGUCCGGCUCACAUCCAAAGGAUUAUCUUUAACAAAAGAAACCGAGGGCAAUUCAAAAGAACAGACUAUUUUGCUAGGAGAUAUAAUCGGAAGUAAGUGCAUGAGAAGCAAAAGACGUCGCCCUGGAGCCAGUUCUUGUGUGUGUAGUUCACUUGUGGGCAGCCAGCAGCUAAAAGUGGUCGAUGAAAACAGUGGCGAUCUGGAUGAGAAUGAUAUCAGUGCUUAUCUCUACAUUUACGCAUACAUACUGAAACACAGCCGUCGUAAUUUGAAAAGAGAGAGGACCACAAUAACUUUGCGUUUUAGAUCCUUUGAUAAAUACGAGGAUAACAAUAAAGAAGCACAAAAGUGGAGAACGACUUUGAAAUGUUUGAUCAGCGGUCAGACAAUCGCGAACAUGCCGCCUCUGAACGACAAAAAAUUGUUGAUUCUUUUAAAUCCUAAGUCAGGAAAAGGAAAAGCUAGGGAAUUGUUCCAGACUAAAGUAGCACCAUUGCUUCAGGAAGCAGAGGUACCUUACGAGCUUCACGUGACGAAAUAUGCGCAAUUUGCACGAGAGUUUGUGCGUACUAGAAAUGUGUAUGCGUGGAAAGGCAUUGUCGCUGUAGGCGGCGAUGGAGUGCUGUUCGAGGUUCUAAAUGGCAUGUUUGAAAGGCUUGAUUGGCAGCAGGCCUUAGCAGAGGUUCAUCUAGCGAUAUUGCCUUGUGGAUCUGGCAAUGGCCUGGCCAGAACUAUUUGUCAUUUAUACAAUGAACCAUACAUUCCUGAGAAUUUGACGGGACUGUCUAUGGCUUUGGCACGCGGCAAAAUAUCCCCAAUGGACGUAGUCAGAGUGGAGACCAAAACUAAGAUAAUGUUUUCGUUCCUCUCCGUCGGUUGGGGUCUGCUCUCCGAUAUCGACAUAGAGAGCGAGAGAUUGCGAGCCAUCGGUGGUCACAGGUUUACCGUUUGGGCGGCGGCGCGCCUCGUCGGUCUCAGACGUUACAAGGGCGUCCUAAGCUACGUCAAAAUUAAGGAUGUGAGCAAUCUGCCCAAGCCGAAACUACCGCUCACCCUCAGCCACAGCAUAAGCCAGGACGGCGCGCUCGAUUCCCCCGACGCGGAAGCGUUCAUUGAUUGCGACGAGCACGCGGAUGUAAUCUCUAGAACAGUGAACGGUAAACACCAGCGCGUGGACUCGUGGUACUCUGUGAACUCGCGACGAAGCGCAUUUUACAGCACCCGCGGAUCCGACUACCACAGCGUCACCAGUGGCGGUUCCGAAAUGCGUUCACCUGUACACGCCUGCAUGCAUGGCCCGGCCUCUCAUCUGCCGUCUUUGAUGUCUCAGCUACCCGCGCAUUGGGUGCACGAGCAAGGAGAGUUCAUAUUAGUCCACAUUGCGUAUCAGCAGUAUAUAGGAGAGGAUUUCCUAUUUGCACCCCGCUCGCAGCUCUCCGACGGAGUGAUAUGGAUGCUGGUCAUCAAAGCAGGCGUCGCCAGAUCCCAGCUUCUCUCAUUCCUCCUCGGCGUGGGUCAGGGCUCCCACGCGGAAAUUAAUAACGAUCAUAUAAAAAUGAUUCCGGUGAGCGCAUUCCGAAUAGUACCCGAGGGUCCGGAUGGCUAUCUCACGGUCGACGGCGAGUGCGUGGAAUACGGUCCCAUUCAGGGUGAGAUAUUCCCCAAUUUAGUUAACAUCUCAGUGCCGGACACUAAAACAUAACUCGCGGUUGUUUUGAUUUUAGCAAUUAAGUGGAUGGUUAUCAUUAUUAAUAAUAAACCGAGCCGAUUGAAUUUGCCAUACGAGAGAAUGUAACCACGUAGGAAAACCAAGGUUGUGUCAGAAUAUAUCUAAAUUUUACUACCAAAGUACCAAUUUCAAUUAACCAAGAAAGUGAUUUGUUCUUUCUUACAACAUACUUAGUAAUUUGGCUGAUUUUUUUAUUGUUAUAUAAAACUUUUAUGUAGUAUGGAUAAAGUUGGUGAUUUAUUAUCACUUUUGGGCCAUUAAUCACUUGUACUGCAUGAUUUCGCUAUUUAGUAAGAUUUCUUCCAAUUGGGAUGUUGGGCAAUUAUCAUGUAUAAUCGGAUAAAAAAUGUCUGCCAAUAUUAUUUUUAUAGUUUUUUUGCUAACAAAAGAGGCUUCUUAAGAUAUUUUUAUUAAAAAUAAAAUCCGAGAUUCCAGGAUCGCAUAACUAAUCGGAUGUAUAUUUGCUUAAAGUUAAAUUUAUAUUUCCCAUUCCAGUGUAUGUGUAUGAAAGGUGUAAGAGUAUAAGAGAAAAGUGAUUUCGUUAAUAAGAAAACAAAUUAUAAAUGUAAAAAAAACAUUAAGGACAUUUUACACAAUAUUUUUAUCUUAUACACAAUUCACAGGGCAAUUGUCGUUUGUGUCAAUCUGGGUUCAUUAGAUCACUUCGUGAGACUUAAAUUUGAAUUUCCCGGAAUCGCGGGUUUUUAUUGUUGAUAAAAAAGUGCUUUGCAUAAUAGCCAACAUCUCGACUUUAUGUAUAUAUGCAUCCGAUUAUCCGAUCUCUACUCAUUACCGCCUCACUCAUAGUCUUGGUUUUAACCUAAUGUUGUCUCUGUCUUCUUUUGAACAAGCAAUAGUGAAAUCAUCAGUUUGAGUCCUGGUUUAGUCUACGUUUUGUAAUAAGGCGGAUAGAGUUCACAACGUGAUUAUCGCCUAAAAGUGGCAGAACACAAACUUCAUCGAUAGUACUCUGUAAAAUUAUUUAAGUAAAUUACGUAUCUGGUACGUAGGUACUUCUGUCAUAAUCAUUAUUGAUACAUAUUUUAUAAUUGAUUCAUAUAAGUGUGAUAAUACUUUUAAGUAAAUAAAUAAUUAAAAUUGUGUUUAGUAACUAGUCAAACCUUUGAAAAUUAAGAGUGCCAAAUUGUUCAAGCACUGAUUUUUUUGAAGUAAUAAUUGAUUAUUCGGAAUUGUUAAUCUAUCAGUGAGGGUAUGUUGAUUCCUAUUACCUAUUUAUUUUAAGUUUAUUUAUAAAAUGUAGCUUGAAGCAGUUUAUAGUAUUGGAAUGCAAUAAUAAUAAUUUAUUCCAUCAACAUCAUGUUAUUGAAUAACAUUCUUAAACUUGCAUUUAAGAUUAAAUCUUUUGACUUUUAUAUACACUCGGCGUCAAGAAAAUGGCACCUUCGCGAAUACAAGUUUCGAGCGUUAUUAUAACCCGUAACGCACGCAUUUACCCUCUACAAUAUUGGUGUCAUUUGAAAGCCCAUUAAAUAAACUUAUAAAAUCAAUUCAAUUACUUAAUUUUUAUUUUUAUUGGAACAGUGCAAAAAACAAUAACUACAGAUUAAUUACACAAAAACAAAAUACAAACAGGUUCUUAAAACUAACCUAAAACCUAGUAUAACCUCCCUUGCCCGGAUGACUGCUUCCACACGCUUCCUCAUGGAUCUUACUAAUUUUCGGAGCUCUUCUUGAGGGUUACUGGCCCAUUCCUCAAUAACGGCCUCUUCGAGCUCCUGGAGAGUCGUAGGAGCGGGAUUAGAUAUAUAGCGGGAUAGGAAGGGUUUAGGGCUGGACUUCUCGCUGGCCACUGCAUGACAGAGAUCCCAACCUCUUCAAGGAAGUCGCGCACAAUUACUGUGUUGUGAGCGCGAGUUCCAGGAGCUCUCUGGGGAGUUUUCUGUUGCGGCGGGUACGGGAGCGGUCGUACGCAGGCGUGAUGUCCCACAGGUGCGCGUACGAUGAGUGGUCUGCUCGAAUAACCCCAAUUGAACCUGUAUUAACCUUUUUAUACCCACUAAAGGUAGCACAACUAGUGGUCGUUUUGAGGAGCAAAAUUGCCAUUAUUUUAAAGUUACAUUCGUGGUAUCAAGCUUUUUUAUGUUUAUUUAAUGGGUUCUCAAAUGACACCAAUUUUGGAGGGGGUACAUGUGCGUGUUAAGGGUUAAUAACGCAUGAAAGUUAUUUUCGCGGAGAUGCGAUUUUUUUUUACGCCGAGUGUUUUAUUUUUGAUUUAUUUACGUUUCUAGAAAAGCUCAAACACAUAGGUGUAUAUGUGCACUGAACGUAAUGUAAUAGUGUUUUUAAAGCUGUAUAGAUUUUAAGGGUGCAUUCCAUUAUGCAACUAGCAAUUCCUUAAGUGCGUUAUUUGCAUGUAAGUAUAUUAUUUAGAAAUAUAUAAUAAACUGGGAAGUGGGUUUGGUUUGUGUUAUAUUUUGUACUUAGAAAUAUGAUUUUAUAUAUUUUCACAUAAAGCAAUAACAAACAUGGUUUGGCUUAUAUCGCGGAUGGGAAGGUUGAUGGGCAGUAUUAAUAAUUAUUAUAUUUACUAAAUUAUUAUUUUAAAUUCUUCUGUGAUAGUUAUAAAAUUCUGCCAUAAUGUGGAUACAUGAUUAAGAGUUCAAAAAUAAUAACCCCAGGUAUUGCCUUAUUUUUUUCAUAUUUAUUUGUUUAAGAAUGUGAUUGAUAAUAUAUAAGCAUUUUUUUUUUGUAAUACAGGUUUCUUUGAUAUCCUGUUUAAAAGUGUGUGUAUGAUGGUUUAUGUUAAGCAUGUUUGAGUUCUAAAAGCUUUGCUUAUUCAUAAAACAAGUCUUUUGUGAAUAAGCAGUUUUCAAUCUGCCUAUAGUAAAUCCUGCCUGGUUGCAGUUACUGAAUUUUAUGUGUACAAAAUAUAUAAUUAAGCAGUAUACAGCAUCAAGACACGGCUAAAGCACAAAUUAUUUUUAUUAUUCAUAUUGCAAUUUUGAAUGGAUUAUGUAUUAUGUUUGUUGAUUUACUGCUAAUCUUGUAUUUAUAUAUUAUCUGGUGAUACAAGGCUACAUUCCAAGUUUCCAAAUAUAUCAAUGAAAAUUUUAAAUGCAUUGUAUUAAUGUAAAUAAAAGUUUAUGAAAUUGUUGUUAUUAAAUAAUUUUUGAUUAACUAUGUAUUUUAUUCCUUAUGGUUCUUCAAUUCAACAAUAUAUGGGUAAAGUAAAAAAAACACAAAUAUUUGGAAAGCUUUUAAUACUUACAUGCAUGUUUUUCUCCAAAAAUUAUUCAAUCAAAAUGGCAUAUUGCAACUAUUUACAGAAUAUGAAAGAAUACACAUUCUUAAACACUUAUGUUUACAAAGAUUUCACUGUUUAUAGAAGGAUGUAAUUUUGACUCUUUAAUCCAAAUAUGUCUUUGAAAAACAUUUGAAUACAUCACAAUUUGCAGAGGAUGUUCUAGAUUUGUGAACAUGUGGAUAAGAAAAAUAAUUAGGCAGCAAUCAGAUGCUUAGAUAUAAAAGAAUGUUGGAGAGCAACAAAGUUAACUUUUAUGCUUGGUGAAAUUAACUCUAGCAAUGAAACUGGAAGAAAAUGUACAAUAAUACUUCACCUCCUUAGCUUAUCAUUAAUUACCAGUCUCAUUUGAAUGAGCCUCACUUAAAAUGAAAAUAAAGCAAGAUAGGAAACAUUUAAUUUUGCUAGAAGAAUAGUAAGAACAUACAUAAAAUUAUGUACAAAAGCAAACCACAAUUUUUAUUGGCUUUAAAAUUUUCAGGUUUCUGCAGACCUCAACAUCUUAAAAAAAAACUAUCUCUAGAAACAUUUUCUUCUAUUAUUGUAAAUGAGAAAGUUUGUUAUUCAAUCACGCAAAAACAGCUGAAUGGUUUGGAUGAAAUUUGGCACACAUUUAGUUUAUUACCUGGCUAAUAGACAAAGUAUUCCUUUUAUCCUGGAAAAAAGGAGGUUCCAGUGGGAUUCCCAAAAAAAAAUUAUAGCUUUAUCCAAAGCUAAUCUUAUAUAUUUCUGAAUCUAUGAAGAUUAUUUGUGUUAAAAAUUAAUGGUUAAACAUGAAUUGCUAAUAUAAAUAAUAGAAAUUGUCAAUUACUAAUAUUAGCAUGAAAUACCUACACUGGAUUGACAUAAAAACAUUGCAGAUAUUGAGGUGGUAACCUGUCAUUGUUUUUUCCUGAAUACAACUCAAAUCAACAAUUAUUAUUUGUUAAGAUUUGAAGGUUUACUUUUAUUAUGUUAGUUUUUAUUUGAAUGAGUUUUUUAAUAAUUUUCAAUUCUUCCUUAUUCAGACUUUAUGGAGACAAAUUUGGUUCUAUAAUCAGAGAAUUUUAAUAUUGAUUGAUAUAAUUUGCUUAAAACUAAAUGAUAAAUUCUUAGAAUUAGACAAUAAGUGAAUGUUAACAGUCUUCUGAAUUAUAUAUAGGUCCAAAUACUUUAGUCACUUAAUUUAUUUUAACUUCAGUGAAUCAAGACUGUCAAGUAAGUUUUGGACUUCAGAAUCCACUUGCUCUCGAGUGCUUACAUGUUCCAGCCUUUCACGGACGGAUUCCAAGUCUGCAGCAUCUGCUUUUUGAAUUUUCAUAUACUUAAGCAUCAUUUCAACUACAAGGCAUAUUUCUCCAAUAAGUUGUUUAGUUUCUUCAAAAUGACCUGCUCCACUAGGACGCAUUUGAAUAAGUUUCAAUUUACUUUGAGCCAACUGUAUGGGAUUUCUUCCAUAUCUGUCAUUUGAACUCACAUCAGUACCAGCGUCAAGUAAUUCAAUAACAACUGGUAUGUGGUUUGUACAUGCAGCAAGAUGAAGAGGAGUGUUUCCUAAUGUGUCUUUUAUAUUAGGAUUAGCACCAUGUCUUAAAAGCGUUCUUACGACAUCAACAUAUCCACGACAUGCUGCCAAGUGGAGAGGGCUUCUUUUGAAUUCAUCUGAAGAAUUCGGAUCAGCUCCUGAUGACAAUAUCUUCUCCACUAGUUCAGUAUUAUUCGUUGAGGCAGCAAAUCUCAGUUUUUGAUUUCUUGAUGAGCUUAUCGUGGCUCCACAUCGAUAUUUGUUUAAUCUGUAUUGCCGUCCUUUUAAGCAACAUUUAAUUUUACCGAUAUGAUCAUGAGGUCGGUCGAAAAAUUCUAUAGGCAUUGGCUGACCUACUUGGUUUAUGGGUAUUGCUGGGGGAUUAAAUUCCAAGACACAUUGAGAAUGGUCGAAUACAGGAUUGUCACUGCUCUCGUUACUGGUAUCAACACCUGAAUCAGUCAUUAUCCCGACUUUAAUUAAUAAAUCUUAUAGCAUGCAUGCAAAAAGUAAGAAAUGAAUUUCUAUUCACUGUUUUUUUUAGAUCAAAUUAAACAAAACCUUUCGAAUCAAAUACAACAAUACAAUAAGACGAACGAAAUAAUGGAUGGUCACAGACUAAACAAACGUUAUCAGAUGUGUCUGUCUGUC